AUGUCGAGAUUUUUCGCCUCCGGCUACAACUCCGACUCUUCGUCGGAAGAAGAAGACCUUUUGAGCACUUCCGAAGAGGAGUUGAUAUCCUCGUCGGAAGAAUUCUCCACAGACAGUGAGUUUGACAAUGAUUCUGAUGAGUCGAGCAGUGAUGAUGACGACUCCGACUAUGAUGCCAGAGGUCCUUCGUACUUCUUGAAGAAAGACUUUUUGAAGUCUGGUAAAGAUGACCUGGACCUGGACUCCGACAACGAGGGCCGUAAAGUUGUCAAAUCAGCCAAGGACAAAUUGUUGGACGACAUGAGAGAGUCUGUCGACUCCAUUUACAACUCCAAGAACUUGGAGAACUGGGGCAGCGUGCUUACCGAGUCCGACCGUUUGGGCCGUUUGUUGGUGAGAGCCAACCAGCAGAAUGUAGGUGUACCAAACUUCUACUAUAAAAUGUUGGGACAGUUGGAAGAUGCCAUUGCAGAGACUUCCAACGACAAGGACAAGAAGAAGUUGCCUGCUGACCAGAACCGUGCGUUCAACACCAUGAAGCAGAGAAUGAAGAAGCUCAGCAAGGAGUUUGCUGUGUACUUGGACUUGUACAGAGAGAAGCCAGAAGCUUUUGAUACCGAGGAACCUUUGGACUUGGCCGUUGAGAGACCCGAGUCAUCAGCCGUGGUUGGUACUGUCAGUGGUACCGCCAGAGUGGUGAGCCCAAUCUUUGUGACUUUGAAACAAGUGGCUGAGACCAGAGGUAAGAAGAAUAUCGAUAAGUUCGAGCAGUUGAGCAUUUUGGAGAAGUUAUUGGAGGAGGCCCUGGAGAAGGGCAGCAUCUUCGAGCUCAUUUGCGUGUAUCAAAUGUUGCUCAGUGUGCGUUUUGACGCCGCCUCCAACCAGACCUACAUGCCUAUUGACUUGUGGACCAACAGUGAAAAGGAUAUCAACAGCUUCUUGACCUUGUUGGAAAAGAAUGCCAAGACGUACCAGGUGAGUGAAAAGGGCACUGCCACCGACGACUUGGACAUAGAGCCUACUGCCAAUGCUGAUGGCGUCAAGGUCAUCUUGGGCUCCGUCUCUGCUAUUGUCGAGAGAUUGGACGACGAGUUCACCAGAUACUUGCAGAACACCGACCCACACUCCAUCGAGUACAUUGAGAGAUUGAAGGACGAAUCCAACCUUUACAAGUUGAUUGUCCGUGCACAGGUUUACGUGGAAUCCACCACCGGUUCUGGCGAGCAUUUGGCCAGAGUUGUUCUCAGAAGAUUGGACCACGUUUACUAUAAGCCAGACCAAUUGAUUAAGGUCAACGAGGAGAAGGCUUGGCAGAACUCUUGGGCCGGCAUUAGUCUCGAGCAGUCCACGCUAGUUACCAAGGGCGAGGAGCCAGCUAAGGUCAUCAACGCCAUGUACGAGUUCUUGUCCAAGCAGGAGUCUUCCAUCUACGGAAAACACGCUUUGUUGGCUUCUACCUACUAUUACGCUGUCAACAACAGAUAUGCCGAGGCCAGAGAGUUGUUCUUGGAAUCUCAGAUAUAUAACCAGAUUGCCCUGGCUGACUCUUCCGUUCAAGUUUUGUACAACAGAGCAUUGGUUCAGUUGGGUUUGAGUGCAUUCAGAGCCGGCGAGAUCGAGGAGUCACACCAGAUUUUGAAUGAGAUCGCAAACUCUCAAAGACUCAAGGAGUUGUUGGGUCAAGGUUUCAACCUGAAGUACCCUAGUCAAGCAACCAGUGCCGAGAAGCAGAAGUUGUUGCCAUUCCACAUGCACAUCAACUUGGAGUUGUUGGAGUGUGUUUUCAUGACCGCCUCGUUGUUGAUCGAGAUCCCAGCAUUGGCUGCUGCCUCCAACUCGUCCAAGGACUCCAAGCGUAAAGCCAGCAUCAAGUCGUUCAAGAGCAAGUUGGAGUUCCACGACAGACAAUACUUCACAGGUCCUCCAGAGAGCAUCAAGGACCACUUGAUCUAUGCAUCGAGGUACUUGCAGAAGGGUAACUGGGCCAAGUCCUACGAAUUGUUGCUGUCGAUCAAGAUUUGGAAGUUGUUCCCAGACAACGAUUCAUUGUUGCUGAUGUUGAAGCACCAGUUGCAAGUGGAAGGCUUGAGAACAUACAUUUUCACUUACAAAACCAUUUUCACCAAGUUGUCAGUGGAGAAAUUGGCCGAGAUGUUCCAGCUCGACUUUGCCAGUGUCACUGACAUCGUUGAAAAGAUGCUUUCAUCAGGUGACAUUCAAGGUUCGAUCGAGGACAAGUUCAUCAACUUUGCCACUGACGAACCACAGAGAUCUAAGUUGCAGGAGUUGGCCAUCAUCAUGAACGAGAAGGUCGGCUUGUUGAACGAGAAGAACGAGAAGACCGCCGCCAAUGGCCACGGAAGAAAGCAGGCUAUUCAGCAGCAGCAGCAGCAGCAGAAGGAGCAGAAGGAGCAGAAGGAGAUCUUGCAGGAGGAGAACAACAGGUUCAGAUACGCCAACGUCAACACCAACAACGACGAGUUCCAGGUGACUGCUUAG
Molecule: messenger RNA, 2499 nt
Organism: Sungouiella intermedia
Lineage: Eukaryota; Fungi; Ascomycota; Pichiomycetes; Serinales; Metschnikowiaceae
Source: the annotation of a GenBank genome assembly